AUGGCCCCUGCAAUCCGAUCUAAGCGAGGGGCCAUUUGAUAGGGCUUUUUGAAUACAAUUGGAAAGAGCGCCUUCAACGGAGCAAAAUAAGGGGUUUUCAAGAUAUUGCCAUAGAGAGAAAACGAGACCCCAGCGUUCAAGCUCCAGGAUGCCCGGGUGCCCCUUUCAUCCGUGGGUGGAGUGCUUCUUCGAGUUAGGCCCUGGUAACGCUUUUCGCCCAAGCACAGCAUGACGCGGCGCAACUUAGCUGUUGAACCUGAGCAGCAGCAGCAGCAGCAGGGCCAACCUGUCAGCGCUUCGCCACAGCAGUUUCCCCGUCUACUACCCGCGUCCGCGCCACCCUAGGCGAUUGGCGGUCAACGCAUACCCCGAUACUCCCCUCGUGGAGGACUUCAGAGGAGGGGACACCCUGGCAAUUUUGCGCCAGAUGAAGGAGGUGCGUGAAAGCCAUCCUGGGCGCGUACGAGAAUUUGUGUUCGAUGCCGUCGUGGCGGCAGGAGCGGGCUCAUGCCUGCACGACGAUCCGCUAAAGGCUCUACCAGGAGGGUUGACGCGCGAUCAGGGCGUCGAAGCUGCGAAGGAACACCCUGGGCUCUGUGGAGUCUAUCUGGCUGGGGUUAGUUUCGACGAUGUGCUUGCUGCUGCGGAGAGGCGUGGCGUGAGCGUCACCUUCAACGUUCUUCUCAACCAGUGUUGCUUCGACGCCGCCAAAAAGCUUCGUGUGGGUGGCAUGGGCGUCCAACUCGCUCGGAAGGAGUGUUUCACUCAAGCGUUCAGGGCUGUUUUUCCCGGUAAUGGCACGCCAGACCAAUGGGUGGACGGCAUUCAGCACUGAAAGCGCGUGAUGGUCAGACGUCCUGAAGGCGAGAGGGAUGAUGGUGGAUGCCGCGGUUCGGAAUGUAGGAGAGAGCUGUGUGGCGCCUGCAGGGUUGAUGAUUGCCGUGCCUAGGAAUGUAGGAGGUCACCGUGCACCUGGAUUUUGCAUUUGCCUGGUAAGGGCCACCUCGCUUGUGUCCCGCGCCGCCGGGAGGGGGGGACGGGAGGGGGAGGGAGGUGUCUACUUCUGUUCGUGAUGCAUGAGGUAUUAGGAGGGCAAUAAUUCCAGGGAAAGAAGCAACGUACCUGGUGCAGCAGUACUUGUUCUGACCUCGACGUAAGCGAUUCCUCUAGGCGUGGCAUAUCAACAUGGGGUGGCGCGUGGGAAAGGAACGUUAUUGGAGUGUACAAGGAAGGGCCGAGAGUAAGCCGUUGUCAACGAGAGAGAGCAGCAUACGUUUUGCGUAAUGGUCCCUCUCCGACGACACAUCACAACGCCA
Molecule: messenger RNA, 1316 nt
Organism: Ectocarpus sp. CCAP 1310/34
Lineage: Eukaryota; Phaeophyceae; Ectocarpales; Ectocarpaceae
Source: the annotation of a GenBank genome assembly